AUGGUGCCGCGCAUAAUAAUCCAGAGACCAUCGAUCAGCUCUGAUGAUCUCGGUUCUCAUUGGGAGUACGCGUCGAGGGAUGAGCGGGAGGACGCGGCGGACGCGAGAUCCGUCGGUGCCCAGCAUGGCGAGAUGAGGCGACGCAGUCAGGACAGCACGUUUGACGUUGACGGCGAACAGCUGUGGCGCGCGAGAAUGAGUAUCGAUGCCGAGAUGGAGCUGGCGAGAGGCCAGAGGAUGAAGUGGUGGAAGGUGUACGCGAUGCAUUUCCUGUUCAUGUGGAAUACGAGGACGUACGAGUAUGUUUCGAUAUUUCUCGUCGCCCUCGCCUUUCCCGGGAGCCUCACGGCGACAUCUAUCAGGGGUAUGGCUUCUACCGUCUCGACCAUGAUCUUUGCUUCGGCAGUGGGCAAUUGGAUCGACAAGUCCCCCUCCAGACUACCGAAUUUGCUCACCACGAUCGGCUUGAACCACGUUGUCAUUGUGGCCUCCUACAUCUGUUGGCUCUUUUGGCCGGUCGUUGCUGGCCGUGGCGAUGAGGCUGGUGGGCCAUCUGCAGGCCCCUUCUCCAAUCUCGCAAAGGGCCUUCUGUAUACCUUCAUAUUACUACUGGACGUCGUACAUGAUCUGACUGCCAUCGCAAACCAUCUAUCUGUGGAAAGAGACUGGGUUCCCGUGCUGGUAGGACCAGAUACGAAAUACACUCUCACCGAGGUCAACGCAGUCAUGGUGCGAUUGGAGCUGGUCUGUAAACUGAUUGCACCCUCGAUGCUCCCCGUAAUCGUAAAGUCCUUCCACUCCCAGACCGGAUGGAUCUUGCUCUUGACGGGGCUUACAGUCUUCCUGUGGGCGGUGGAGGUCCAAUGCGCACGCAUGAUAUCGAGGGAGAACCCAGAGUUGCAGGUACCGAAGAAGCUGUCAAACGAUUUCGCCACGGGUGACUUGUUUGGGAUCCAGAAGCCCGGGGUCACCACCGUCGCCCAAAAGCUCUAUGCCGUCCUGUAUCACGAUCCAGCGGUCCGCCUCAGACAUUACUUCUCGAUUUCUAUCUGGCCGGCAUCGAUAUCGAUGGCGCUGCUGCAGCUCACCGUCCUGGCCUACUCGUCGACUCUCAUCACUUACUUGUUCGGCAUCGGCUUCUCGCUUGUGGCCAUCACCCUUGCGCAAGCGUCCGGGUCCAUCGUCUCACUGUCGAGUACGGUCAUUACCCCUUUCGCCGUCAAGUUCCUGCGGAGACGAUACGCCCGCGCUGCCCGAUCGGACGACGACGAAGCCGAAGACGAGGAAAAUGGAGAAGGCAAAAUUGCCAGACGAGUCGGAUUCUGGGGUAUCGCCUCGCAGUUCCUGUGCUUGAUUCCCGUGGCACUCGUCCUAUGGAGUCUCUCACCCCCACAACCGUCACUCGCAACGACGACGACGACAACCACCACCACCACCACCACAACCACCUCCUCCUCACCACCUGUCCCCCUCUCCCUCUCCCUCUCCCUCCUCCUCUUCCUCUCCCUCUCCCUCUCCCGCCUCGGCCACCACGCCUGCCAACUCAUGGUCCAACAGCUCGGCCAGGUCGAGAUCCCCAUGUCGCAGCGCUCCACCUUCGCCGGGACCGAGACCUCCUUCAAGGCCCUAGGCUCCUUAGGCCACUAUGCUGCCACGGCCGUGUGGAGCUCGAGCCGCCCUGAGGACUUUCGCUGGCUGGCUCUCGGUAGCGUGCUGGUUAUUGGGGCGGCGACGGGGCUCUUUGGGAGUUGGGCUCGGAGGAGACCGAUUGUGAGUGGUAUGAGUGGGGGGAGUGGGAGGGAGAGAGGGCAGCGCUAUGAGGGUGUUGCUAUGGAGGAUGUUGAUGGCGGUGGCGGAGGGUAUGGCGGUGGUGGUGGGGAUGGUUAUGGUGAGUACCACCACCGGGGUUGA
Messenger RNA from Drepanopeziza brunnea f. sp. 'multigermtubi' MB_m1, 1911 nucleotides. NCBI's taxonomy places the organism in Eukaryota, Fungi, Ascomycota, Leotiomycetes, Helotiales, Drepanopezizaceae. The record is from RefSeq and is a predicted model, not a curated record.